UGCAGUUUUGUGAUACCCUUUCCACUCAUCAUCAUAGUCUUGUUUAUAAGUUGUCAAUUAGCCUAUGUUUGUGAGUAAUAGCCUAAGUUACCUCUUUAGGGUCCACAUUAUCAGUCACUGGUUUUCCUUCUUCCAUGCUUAAAAAACGAUGCGCAACUCUGGGUCCUUGCUUGAAGGCUGGGAUCUCUUCGAACCUGCGCGAGUCAGAUGUGCGCUGCCUCAUACGGACGAGGUGGUCGGAGACGUCUAGUAGGAUCAGAAAUGGACUAACAUGCGCAGGAAUACAAUGGAUGUAACACUGGCUGUCACGAUUUCAGGGCCAACCAAAAGGGGCCUCUUCCUGUGUAAGCAUGAUGCAGUAGAGCAGAGAGGGGAUACUUCAACCUGAGUGUGUGGGAGUGAGAGCACCUGAGGGCGUCAUGGCUGUCUUUAAACUCGAGAAUGUGGAGGACCUGUACGAGAUCGGCGAGGUGUUGGGCAGUGGUCAUUUCGGGCAGGUGCGUGAGGUGCGGGAGCGUGCCUCUGGGGCCCGCUGGGCGGGGAAGUUCCUGAAGAUCCGGAGAGGGGCGGGGAGCCGCCUGGGGAUGGAAAGAAAGAGUGUGGAGAGAGAGGUGGAGGUCUUGCAGGCGCUGCAGCACUACAACAUCAUGGCCCUCAGAGACGUGUUCGAGAGCAGGGCUGAGAUCGUCCUCAUCGUCGAGCUUAUCAGUGGAGGGGAGUUGUUUGACUUCAUUGCCGAGAAGGAGAGUUUAACGGAGACGGAGGCCAUAGAGUUCCUCAAACAAAUCCUGCAGGGAGUGAGCUACAUGCACAGCAAACACAUCGGCCACUUUGACCUCAAGCCAGAGAACGUCAUGCUGUUGAGCAAUACCCUGCCCAAUCCAGAUGUCAAGAUCAUAGACUUUGGCAUGGCCCACCGCUUCAUCCAAGGGGAGGAGUAUAGGAGCAUGGGAGGCACCCCCCAGUAUAUAGCUCCUGAGGUCAUUAACUACGAGCCACUGGGCACAGCGGCCGAUAUGUGGAGCAUGGGCGUCAUCACUUACAUUCUACUGAGUGGUCUCUCCCCCUUCCAAGGGUACACUGAUGAGGAGACGUUACGCAACGUCGUAGGGAUGGUCUACGAGUUUGACGACCAGCACUUCAGUCAGACCAGCGCCAUGGCCAAAGACUUCAUCCAGAAGCUCCUGGUGAAGGAUCAGAAGGAAAGAAUGACAGCUGAAGAUUGUCUACUUCACCCAUGGAUUAAGCCUCUGACCAGGACACAAAUUGCCAAGCGGAACCGUUCCUCCAUCAACAUGAAGAAUUUCAAGAAAUUCAAUGCCAAGAGGAAGUGGAAGAUGUCUUAUAACAUGGUGUCUGCGUGCAACCGGCUUUGUCGUCUGCAGCUACAUUGCAAGACUAGCGCCUUGCAGGAGCAAGAGAUGAGACAGUGUGAGAGUGACCAAGAGGACACCGAAACCAAACCUGCUUCACUCCUCCGUCGCAGACUCAGCAGCAGUUCCUAAAACCACCAAGUUCCUAAAACCACCAGAGGGGGGCAGGCGCGACCUUUCCCUGUCCCGCACCAGACAUCCUGACCAGUAGGUGGAGCGAGAGGGACACAGCCCGGUACCUGGAGGUACCUCCAUUCUCCAACUGGGCAGACUCUACCAGUACAGAGUGCCCGCCGACAUCAGUUCAGCAAGAUGAAGCCUAACUGGGAGAUGUGAUGAACUUUCCCUCCAAGCUAAUAAUACAUAUCAGUAAAACACAUUUUUCCCUGUCGCAAAACACUUGUUCUUUGCUUUUAGCCACUAACACCAAAGUUAAAUUUGAUGCGUUAGCGCUAGCUGCCUAGUCGACUCUUCCAGUACAGUCUGAACAGCGUUCUCUUUUCAUAAAGGCAACAGUCCAACAGCCUGACCUCGAUAUAUCUCUCCUGAAGAGGAAAAACUAAUGGAUGUCCAUUUUUUAAGGACAGUCCCUUUAGUUCCUGAAUACUUUAGAAUCUACGUAGACAACUGCACAGUGUUCAAUGCAUGUGUAUAGCAUGCAAACCUCAGCUGCCAAAGCAGUCUUGUAUAAAUAUGCAUAUGUGCUUUUCAGUGUGAAAGUGAAGGAUAGUAUCACAUCACCCCUGUGAACAGAGACUAUAGCAAAGAGCAGUCCAAUGAAGAGAAGAGAGGAGAGAGGAGGCUGGAGAAAUCUAAGUACUCACUGUGAAGACGUUUCUUUGGAAAAGCCUCGUGAGUUGCACGCUGGAACACUGUCUCUUAGUGGAAGAUAGCACACUUGAGUUGAAACUUUUGAUACAGAAUGGUAGCUCUGGAAUGGGGUGGAUUUUUACCCCAUGCACGCUUUUGGCUUUAACCCUGUGCCCUCACUGGAUAAACAUGCUUGUCAUGUGCAGUGUAUGCAUGCUUCCGUCACUGGACGUACUGUAUCCCACCCGUGCUGAGGUCUGGCUGAAGGUGUAUGGUCAGUUAUCCUCAGCUCUAAAGUAUAUUUUCAUCACAGUUGUAACAUUUGUAACACAGAAUGAUUUGAUAGCCAACGGUUAAUUCUGAUCACCAUGUACAUUGUAAAGAUUAUGUGCUUAAUUUGCAGAACAUGGACAGCGGCAUGAAUAUGCCGGAAAAAUCCGGAGACAUAUAACUACAUACAUUAAACAUCAUAGGUUUUUAUCUUUUUCAGUUUAUGUCAGGAUCUCUUAGCAGGUUCUUGCUGUACUAGCAGUAUGGCUUUUUAAAAAAAAGAAAUGUUGUGUUGUUUGCACGGUUUACACUGACUGCACCACAAGCUACUCCUCUCCUGAGUAAGAGAGGGGCAGAGAAACAAAGCUGACUUCUCAUAGGAUAGCCAUUUCAUCUAGAUUUGAACAGGAAUUUUACGUCUUCCUAUCAGAUUUGGGAUCACUUCCAUUUGGAAGGGUAUUAGUAAUAGCUGCACCAUGAUAUUAAUUUUAUGUCUUGUCAGGUUGUGUGCCAUAAGCAUCACUGUAAUGUUUAGUCAUGUAGUUGUUGUCUGAUAUGAAAGGUGAUUGAUACAGCAUGUUUUUGAGACAGCAAAAGGUUGCAUGUUAAUGUUAAAGAUUAUAUGACAGGGAACUAACCCAUUACAAAAAGAAAAACUACAGUUUGAAGUACUGUUCUGUACAAUAAUAUUUUCAUGGCCAAAAUAUUGCAUUUCUACAGGAAAGUGCAGUACUAUGUAGUCCAAUGUAGUAUUGUAUUUUAUUUUCAUCUGCAAAAUAUUGCAUUUCUUGCAUAGGCUGGUUAACACCAGACCACUUUGCUAACAGGUUUGUCUGGGUUCUCCCAGGCUAUUUAUUGCAUAUGAACAGCAAAUAAUUCCUCUAAAACGGCUAUUUUGAUAUUCUGACAACUGCAGUUUUGACACUUGGUUUCUUUUUUUGUAAGGGAAGGAAAACGACUUUUCACAGGAUAGGAAUGGUGAAACUUUUAAGCUGAUGAUACAUGAGGCAACUUUUUGAUCAACGUUGCUGAGAAAUGUUCCCAUAAAUGUAGUUCUGGGACGUUCCCAAUGAUAUUGGGCAUCCAUUUCUUUUCUGGAGAACUUUAAUCAUCUGUGGGCAAAUUGUCAUGAUUAUCCAAUCAGAAUAAAUGGAACUGGUUUUGUGGUUGCCCAGCAACAUUGCUCAAAAAGUUGCCUCAUGUAUCAUCACCUUCACAGGUGAUUCAGAUAUGCAUAAUUGUGUCUGAUAAUGGAACACGGUGCAGUUUGUUUUAUUCACAGCAACACUGAAGUAUUAUUAUGUAUUUGUAAAAGUGUUUUUAGUAAUGUAUGUUAUUGGUUGGACAUGUAAUCUAUGUUAGCCUACUGCUUUACGCACGCGGUUUGUCCUUUGUAUGUUUAACCAUUAAAUAAUUUGUUUGGAAACAUGA
This is a messenger RNA of Alosa alosa (allis shad), 3884 nucleotides long. Its product is annotated as death-associated protein kinase 2. Gene Ontology annotation, cellular component: nucleus; cytoplasm. Gene Ontology annotation, biological process: intracellular signal transduction; positive regulation of apoptotic process; protein phosphorylation. The transcript has 13 exons. The record is from RefSeq and is a predicted model, not a curated record. Gene Ontology annotation, molecular function: protein serine/threonine kinase activity; ATP binding. NCBI's taxonomy places the organism in Eukaryota, Metazoa, Chordata, Actinopteri, Clupeiformes, Clupeidae. Bases 420 to 1505 code for a protein of 361 amino acids.